This is a messenger RNA of Funneliformis geosporum, 252 nucleotides long. NCBI's taxonomy places the organism in Eukaryota, Fungi, Glomeromycota, Glomeromycetes, Glomerales, Glomeraceae. The record is from the annotation of a GenBank genome assembly.
AUGUUAAGUCCUGAAUCAGUCUAUGAAAAUGCAGCUGACAAAUUUAGUGCUUCAAAACUAAUAGAAAGGUCACAAUUCAGAAAUGACUAUUUUAAAUUGAAUUAUAGUUCAAUUCUUAAUAAGUUUAAUAAGACUUAUAGAGACAAUUAUAAAAUAGAAACAGCAACAGAAAGUGCAUCUAUAAGCAGUAUCACUACUCUACUUCAAUUGUCAGAAAGUGAAGAUAAUAAAGAUGAAUAUUCUAAAGGUUAG